GCUGUGAGUCACUGCUGCUCCAGUCUAGGAGGGAAGAGGACUGGGUUUGGUGGGAGGGAGUGGCAGGAGCAUGGAAGGGGACAGAGUAUCCUCCUUACCCCAGGGCCCCAGCAUUUUCUCUGCACAAAGCAGGGGUUUUCACCACCCUGAGGAUAUAUUGUCUCUACUGGUUCACCAGACAUGUAAAUCUGAACAAGAACCAUGUUACUGUGCAGUUCGGCUCCCUUAGGAGGACGUUGAGGUUCCCCUACCUCAGGGACCCCACCUUGCAGGCCGGCCUCCUGGGCACUGGCCCGUGAGCUCGCAGCAGGUGCAUCCUCCCCAGACACUUCCCUGGGGCCAAGGAAAGAGCCACAGAGGCUGCCAUGGGACCGUUCCCCAACCGCCAACUCAAGAAAGUUCAGGAUGGUGGCAGCCAGGAAGCAGGCAUGCAACGGCCCCGCCCCUGGGAGGGCACAGGAAGGUGCUGGCCCAGCCCCGAGAAGGCCCCAGAACCAGCGCAAAGCUAACAGCCCAGCACGUCCACACCAUGUCCUGGAUCCCUGUCCUGCUGGCACUUCUGGCACACUGCAUAGGUGGUGGCUCCCAGCCGGUGCUGAACCAGCCACCAUCCAUGUCCUCAUCCCUCGGAACCACAAUCCACCUGCCUUGCACCUUGAGCAGGGACCACGAUGUCAGCGUUUACAACAUCUUCUGGUACCAGCAGAAGCCCGGCCAGCCUCCCAGAUUCUUGCUGAGAUAUUUCUCCCACUUGGACAACCACCAGGUUCUUUGAAAGAAUUAACAAGAUAGAUAAACCAUUAGCCAGCCUUAUUAAAAAGAAGAGAGAGAAGACUCAAAUUAAUAAAAUCAUGAAUGAGAAAGGAGAGAUCACUACCAACACC
Molecule: messenger RNA, 884 nt
Organism: Canis lupus familiaris (dog)
Lineage: Eukaryota; Metazoa; Chordata; Mammalia; Carnivora; Canidae
Product: immunoglobulin iota chain-like
Exons: 2
Coding region: 530-775 (81 amino acids)
Biological process (GO): immunoglobulin production; immune response
Source: RefSeq, a predicted model, not a curated record